Messenger RNA from Bradysia coprophila, 3305 nucleotides. RefSeq names its product leucine-rich repeat flightless-interacting protein 2. The record is from RefSeq and is a predicted model, not a curated record. Lineage: Eukaryota; Metazoa; Arthropoda; Insecta; Diptera; Sciaridae. Gene Ontology annotation, biological process: regulation of DNA-templated transcription.
CAUUCGGUUGAUCUCGCGUGUAGAGCUAAGCCAUGCUGUUUGCUGGUUUUUUUUUCUUCUUUACGUUCAUUAGAAAUCGAUUGAGUUCAAGUUUCAAUUAAACUGAAGACAGCUUACGAAAAAGCAACACCAAUUUCAUGAUCACAAUUUUUAGUUUGUUAAUUUUUGUUGUUUGUCAUUUUGAAAUUGGAAUCUUAAAAUGAUGUUUUGAUCCGUUGUUAUUGUUAAUUCGUUCGAGCAUACAUAAUAUACCUGCCGUUUAGUGUCAUAUCGAUACAUGCUUGUCAAAAACACAUUUAUAUUUGACUUAUCAAUUUGGAAUAUAUCGAAAUGCAAUGCAAAGUACAAAUCAAUUAGAAUGAAGACGAUAAACUUUGUUGUCGAACUUCAUUUUUGUAACGUAAGGUGUACUACACCAUACCCGCUGUAGUUGUAAAGACUCUCGACUGGAAAUUUUAAAGUAAAAAUUUUGUUGUGCGGUUUGAGACACACUGUUCGGAACUUUUAUUGCAUUUAGUAUACACGUGUGACUGGGCAGUGUAAUUUUUUUCAAAAAGAAAAGAAAUACGAAUUCCCCGUACCUACGCCUCACUACAUUCGAGUUUUUAUUACUUGUUUUCGUUGACAACUUAAUUACACAUUUAAGUUAAACAAAUCGAACCGAAUAGAUGUAAUUAAAAAUACAAUUUUUUUCAUUGUGGGUUAAAAUACAUUAAGUGGAUCACAAACGAAUAAUUAAUUUUGUUGAUCGAAUGGAAUUAAACAUACAAGAAAACAACAACCAACCAACCAACCAAAAGUUGUUGCAUUUGAAUUUGAAACAUAUUGUUUAUCGUCCGAUAAGCGAGUAUACCAGUUUGUGUUUUUUGUGUGGACCAUAAUUCGAACGAUAAAACAAUUUCGACCCUGAAUUGAAUGAUUUUACGGAGUAGCUAAAAAUAUAGUGAAAAGUAUAAAAUGCCUUAGAACUCACACAAGUUGGAAAAAAUGGAUACAAUAGACACUUCGACCGUCGAUCCCGUAGACAUUGAAUCAGUGCAUAAAAAAGUGAAAUUGAAUGGUGAUACGGAUAAUGCGAAAAGCGUCGAUAAAAAUGACAGUGAAGAGGAAUUCGACUUUAGCUCCAGCGACUUAGAAGAUUUAGAUAGUGUAAAUAGUGCCGUCGAUGAAACGGACAAUUUUAGCGAGCCUUUAAAAUCAAACGAUAACGAUGUUAAUCAGUUAAUCGAAGCAAAAAAUGAUAACAUCAAAGUGGGGAAUGGCGACGCUGAAUCAGUGAUGGAUACGGUUGUGAUUAGCGACACAUCUAGUCUUAGUAAAUGUUCCAAUCCGAUAAGUAACGAAUGCAACGACCAAGUGGAUUCAAUAGUCAAUACAAACGGUGAAAAUAGUAUGAACACUGCAACGGUUGAUCGUCAACAAAUCGCUGAUGAUCCACCAAUAAAUUCCAAUAAUAUUGCCAGUCCAAGUGGCCCGACGAAAUGCGAAGAGGAUGGUGCGUACAGCGAUGAGGAUGGUGCUAUUGUGAACUUUCUUGGAAAGGCUAAUGAAAUAGCCGAAUCGCGACUGGCUCAGCGGCGUCAAGCUCGUGCAGAGGCGCGUGAAAUUCGUAUGCGUGAAUUGGAACGUCAGCAAAAGGAGCAGGAACAAAAUGCUGACCGGGUGUUUGACAUGCAAGCAUCGUCGAAUAUCGAUCCAAUAGGUCGUUCACGAUUGGCCAUAUCGUCGGUGACUGGUCCGAUACGAGGCAAUUCAAUGUCGUCGCGAAGGAGCAGCGAGGAUUCGUUGGAGGAGGAGGGACGAAGUUUGCGUGAUAUUAGACACGAACUGAAGGACGUUGAAGAGAGAUUUCGUAAGGCCAUGAUUGCGAAUGCUCAACUAGACAAUGAACGAGCAUCACAAUCGUAUCAAAUUCAACUGCUUAAAGAUAAGCUGGAAGAGAUGGAAGAAGCCCAUGCGCAAUUACAGCGGGAACAUAAAGAUAAAUGUCGCGAUCAUGACGCCUUAAAGCGAAAUAACGAUAAAUUAGCGGACGAGUUAAAAUUAACGCUUGGACAGCUCAAUGAACGCGAUACACUCAUAGCUGAGCAAGGAUUAGCUAUUGUAAUCGUGGAAAAUGAUGAUGGUACGGACGCAAGGAGGGCUCUAGUCAGUGUUGAAAACGCACAACUAUUAGAUACUGUUCAAGGAUCGUUAGAUGUUCGACUUAAGAAAUUUGCCGAAGAAAAGCAAUCUUUAAAGAAUGAAGUGCAACAACUCCAUCAACAGCUGUUGGAUUCAAAAACUCAGCGAAGGUCAGGGUCUUUGAACGGUCCACUCGGUGAUGAUGACUACGAAGAUGUACAACGCGAAGCGAAUAAACAAAUCGCUGACUAUCGUUACAAGUUGCAGAAAGCCGAGCAAGAGAUUGCCAGUUUGCAAGCGAGCCUUGCACGAUCUGAAACUCAGGUUAUACGUUACAAGAGUACAGCUGAUGCAGCUGAAAAGGCUGAGUCAGAACUGAAAUUAGAGCGCAGGAAAUUACAACGAGAGAACCGUGAAGUGUCUGAACGAUUAGAAGAAUUGGAAACAGCCAACAAUCACUUACUCAAACGAUUAGACAAACUAAAAAAUGCUAAAAGUGCUCUUCUAAAAGAUCUCUGACCGGUAUCAUCAUCGUUACUACCCCGACACAAAUAAUACAUACUUCACACACAACACAUCGCUUCUCUUUAAAUUAAUUACAAAUAAAAAUUGAAAAUGAUUAGCGGAGAAACGAAGAGAAAGCAGGGAAAGCAGAGAGCGAAAGAAAAAUCUAGAUGUUUAGAGGUAUAGAAAUUGCUAGGAGAUUUUUAGCUGCAAAAUUAUAAAUUAAUGAAAGGGCAAAGAGAAAAAUUUAAGUAAAAAGCAGAAAUUACUUUAACAUCCGAUUGUUGUGUAAAAAAAAAAUAUUUAAAAAAAUAUGAAAAUGAAACGAAAAUCGAGUCUAUGUAAAAUUGAUGGUGGUUUUGUUUUUCAUUUAUUUUUCGAAAAUUAUAUUUAUGCAUAGAACAUUUUUGAAAGUAUAAAAACUAUUUGUAACACACACACUCACCCACAACAAAUCAAAUAUCCCUUCCUGAGAAUCCUCUCCAUUAUGAUAAGCAAAAUGAAAGAAUGAAACUGCUACAUAUAUGGAAACGAAAAGAAUAUAUAACAAACGCCAUAUUUGUAUAUGUAGGACCGUAGUUUGUCGUUUAUUGUAAAAAAUAGAAGAAGACAGUUUAACAAAUAAAGAGAAAGAAAGAAAAAAUAUUAAAAAAUGUAAAAUUAAAAAUUAAAUUAAA